AUGCAGACGUUCGCUCUCCUCCUCGCCGCCCAGGCCCUAGUCGCUUCUGCGGGUCUCAUUGAGCGUCAGAGCUGCCCCAGUAUCCACGUUUUCGGCGCCCGUGAAACCACCGUCGGGCCCGGCUAUGGCUCGGCCGGCACCGUUGUCAACCUCAUCCUGAACGCGUACCCCGGCUCGACUGCCGAGGCCAUCGUGUACCCAGCGUGCGGCGGCCAGAGCUCCUGCGGCGGCAUCAGCUACGGCAACUCGGCCAUGCAGGGCACCAACGCUGUCGCCUCGGCUGUCAACAGCUUCAACCAGAGGUGCCCGAACACGCAGAUUGUUCUCGUCGGGUACUCCCAGGGCGGCCAGAUCAUGGACAAUGCCCUGUGCGGCGGCGGCGACCCGGGCUCCGGCAUCACCAACACGGCCGUGCCCCUGACUGCGAGUGCCGUCACUGCCGUCAAGGCUGCCAUCCUCAUGGGCAGCCCACGGUACCGAGCUGGGUUCUCGUACAACGUCGGCACCUGCACGGCGCAAGGGUUCGCCGCGCGUCCUGCCGGCUUCGUCUGUCCCUCGGGCAGCAAGAUCCAGAACUACUGCGACUCGCCCGACCCGUACUGCUGCACCGGCAACAACCAGGCCGUUCACCAGGGAUACGGCGGCGUCUACGGCCAGGCGGCACUGACAUUUGUGCGAAGCAAGCUGAACUCCGGGGGGAGCCCACCCACGACGCCCCCGACCACACCCCCGACCACACCUCCUACGAUGCCUCCCACGACGCCCCCGCCCUCAGGCAGCUGCGCAGCGCUUUACGGGCAGUGCGGUGGUCAGGGCUGGAACGGAGCAAAGUGCUGCUCGCAGGGUACGUGCAGGGCCUCGAACCAGUGGUACUCACAGUGUCUGUAA
Molecule: messenger RNA, 888 nt
Organism: Verticillium nonalfalfae
Lineage: Eukaryota; Fungi; Ascomycota; Sordariomycetes; Glomerellales; Plectosphaerellaceae
Gene: AXE1
Product: 1 carbohydrate esterase
Exons: 2
Coding region: 1-888 (295 amino acids)
Biological process (GO): carbohydrate metabolic process
Cellular component (GO): extracellular region
Molecular function (GO): cellulose binding; hydrolase activity
Source: RefSeq, a predicted model, not a curated record